GAGUAUCUUACCCUUUCUCCUCCUUCUUGUUUAAAACUUUUUCUUUCUUUUUUUUUUUAAAAAAAUAAAAUAAAAACCCUUAUUAUUACACAAUGAUGACGGAUAUGCAGCAUCGACGUGUGGCGUUAAUUAAACGACCCCCACUUGUACGUUCUUCAUCGCCAGCGACAUGUUAUCAAAGUCAGAGUCGAAAGCCAAAGAAAUCUGUGCGUUUUUGUGAUUCAUUGGAGAGUGUACGACUCUUUUUAAAAACAGAUGAGCCCCAAGCCUGUCAAUCGGACCCUUCAUCGCCGGUUGUCUAUACAUACGGAUUACGCCUGCCGAAUUGGCCUUCUUCAGUUGAUGUAAAUACCCCCGCUGUACGCAUGGAAGGGGUGUCAUUGGUAGACAAACAUACAUUAAACGGUACAUGCACCGUAGCCAAUCUUGCGUUUGAAAAGCAUGUCAGUCUACACUAUAGCUUGGAUGAUUGGGUGACAGUACAACAAGUCAAUGCCGUUUAUAAGGAGCCGAUAGCACAUAGUGCACAUACAUGGGAUCGAUUUAGUUUCAAGAUUGUUUUGGAUGCAUGUCAUGAGACGACCACCAUGUAUUUGGCUGUAAAAUAUGCGGUGGCCGGUCGUAUAUUUUGGGAUAAUAACCAUGGCAACAAUUAUACGGCUAAAAUCAUACCCAAGGCGCAAUUGAACGACGAAGAUUCUUGUUGUUCCUCUUCAGACUCAGAUGAAGAAGAAGAAGAAGAGGAAGAACAGAUGAAGCAUGCAAUUUCAUUACCUUCUAUUGUAAAGCCUCUCCUUUCUCCACCUUUAUCUCCUACAACGCCAGUAGAUAUGAACCCCUUAUGGUCUAUCCGUCAUCCACAUCAACAUCAUCAACAUUCAGUCAAACCCAUCCAUUACAUUCAUUCAUUGUAGCAUAUUCCAUUUGUGUACAUUUUGUUAUUUUUACAAAAUAAAAAAAAUUAUAUAUUAUCCCACACAACAAUGACGUUUAAAAUAACAAUUAAAAAUGUCUGGUGAGAAUUUUUCUUCUUAAUAAAAAAAAAAAAAAAAAAUGUUUAUCUGUUGUAUCACUUUCCCACCCCAAAAAAAAAAAAGAAAAAGAAAUCUAAUCUUCUAAGGAGGGAGCAGGAUUGAUAUUAGGUCUGGCACCUUUAGGUA
This is a messenger RNA of Mucor mucedo, 1160 nucleotides long. RefSeq names its product putative phosphatase regulatory subunit-domain-containing protein. The record is from RefSeq and is a predicted model, not a curated record. Gene Ontology annotation, cellular component: protein phosphatase type 1 complex. Gene Ontology annotation, biological process: regulation of glycogen biosynthetic process. NCBI's taxonomy places the organism in Eukaryota, Fungi, Mucoromycota, Mucoromycetes, Mucorales, Mucoraceae. Bases 93 to 914 code for a protein of 273 amino acids. Gene Ontology annotation, molecular function: protein phosphatase 1 binding; glycogen binding. The transcript has a single exon.